CUAACCAAUCACAGAAAGAUUUUUGGUUCUUUCCCUUUUGAUUCAUCAAUGUUAUACUUAGACGCAUCAUAUAUAUAUAUAUAUAUAUAUAUAUAUAUAUAUAGACACACAGCAAAAGUAGCCCAUCAAUUGUCACUGAAAGAAGCAAAAUGGAGUUUUGUAGAGUACAUGCAGUAGCUCUAGUUUCACUACUCUUGUUUAUCACUCCAGUUGUUCAUGGCUGGGGAAUUGAUGGGCAUCUCACAGUUUGCAAGAUUGCUCAGGCACGCUUGAGCGAAGCUGCAGCAAAUGCUGUAAAGAAUCUGCUACCAGGGUCGGCAGAGAAUGAUCUAGGGAGCGUGUGUUCAUGGGCAGACCGUGUCAAGUUCCGUUAUCACUGGUCAUCAGCUCUCCAUUACAUUGAUACACCUGAUAAUCUCUGCACCUACCAGUACAACAGGGACUGCAAGGAUGAAAAUGGAGUGAAGGACAGGUGUGUUGCAGGGGCAAUCAACAAUUACACCACCCAGCUUCUCAGCUAUGACAAUUCUGCUUCUCAAUAUAAUCUCACAGAAGCACUUAUGUUCCUUUCUCAUUUCAUUGGAGACAUUCAUCAGCCUCUACAUGUUGGCUUUACCUCAGACAGGGGAGCUAACACAAUUGAUGUCCAUUGGUACACUAGGAAGACAGUUCUCCAUCAUGUCUGGGAUGACAGCAUUAUUGAGACUGCUGAAGAAAGAUUUUAUCAAUCAAAUGUAGAUGGACUCAUCGACGCAAUUCAAACCAACAUUACGGGAAACUGGGCAGAUCAAGUUAAGACAUGGGAGACCUGCAGCCGGAAUAACACAGCAUGCCCUGACAUAUAUGCAACUGAAGGUAUUAAAGCAGCAUGUGAUUGGGCAUACAAAGGUGUGACUGAAGAUUCGGUACUAGAAGAUGACUACUUCCUAUCCCGUUUACCAAUUGUCAAUCUCCGGUUAGCUCAAGGUGGAGUUCGCUUGGCAGCCACUCUUAACCGUAUAUUUGGAUGACAGCAAUCCAAUUAUCAAUUUGCAGGUAGCUCUAGGAGUUCUCUGAUGUAAUAGGAAAACAGAGCAUACCUGACCGCAAAACAUAUUGGAACCAUGUAGUACUAUAUUGUUGUUUUGAUUUAAAGUUCUGCAUUGCUUUCAGAUGAAGAACAUGUUGUUCCUAUGUUAUCGUAACACGAUUAAGAAUGAUGAAAAUUUUGACUUUCUAA
This is a messenger RNA of Cornus florida, 1219 nucleotides long. RefSeq names its product endonuclease 2. Bases 150 to 1010 code for a protein of 286 amino acids. The transcript is spliced from 9 exons. Gene Ontology annotation, biological process: DNA catabolic process. Gene Ontology annotation, molecular function: endonuclease activity; nucleic acid binding. Lineage: Eukaryota; Viridiplantae; Streptophyta; Magnoliopsida; Cornales; Cornaceae. The record is from RefSeq and is a predicted model, not a curated record.